Molecule: messenger RNA, 2465 nt
Organism: Drosophila busckii
Lineage: Eukaryota; Metazoa; Arthropoda; Insecta; Diptera; Drosophilidae
Gene: Papss
Product: bifunctional 3'-phosphoadenosine 5'-phosphosulfate synthase
Exons: 4
Coding region: 138-2102 (654 amino acids)
Biological process (GO): 3'-phosphoadenosine 5'-phosphosulfate biosynthetic process; sulfate assimilation
Molecular function (GO): sulfate adenylyltransferase (ATP) activity; adenylylsulfate kinase activity; ATP binding
Source: RefSeq, a predicted model, not a curated record
AGCGAGAAAGUUCGGCGCUUCAUUUUAUUUCAACCCGGUGAAAACUCUCACUUGCCUUUAAUUGUCAGCAUAGUAUACCAUACACUUUCUUUUCGUGCGUUUGCAUUUGUUUACAUUUACUUACGAAACACAAAACAAUGUUUACAAAACGCGCUAAUUUGCUGCACAGUAAUCAGCAUAAUAACAACAACAACAAUAAUAAUAAUAACACUGCUACAAGUUGUGCUUUAAAUCCUGACAAGUGCAGCGACCUAUGCCUACAAGUGGCCACGAAUGUAACCGAGCAGAAGCAUCAUGUGACGCGUGAGACGCGCGGCAGAAACUUGGGUUUGAGUCGCGGCUUUCGUGGCUGCACCGUUUGGUUAACUGGUCUCAGUGGCGCUGGCAAAACAUCGAUUGCUUUUGAGCUGGAGGCGUAUCUGGUCUCCAGAGGCAUACCGGCCUAUGGUCUGGAUGGCGAUAACAUUCGCACCGGUCUGAACAAGAAUCUAGGCUUUACGCCUGCGGAUCGCGAGGAGAACAUACGACGCGUUGGCGAGGUUGCCAAGUUGUUUGCGGAUAGCGGCGUUGUGUCCAUCUGCAGCUUUGUCUCGCCUUUUGCCGAUGAUCGUGACAUGGCGCGCAAAAUACACAAGGAUGCGGAUCUAAAAUUCUACGAAAUCUUUGUGGAUACGCCGCUAGAUGUAUGUGAGACCCGUGAUGUCAAGGGACUGUACAAAAAGGCGCGCGAGGGUGUCAUCAAGGGCUUCACGGGCAUAACGCAGGAAUAUGAGCGGCCGCAGCAGCCGGAGCUGGUGGUCAAUACGCACGACUGCACAGUGCGCGAGUCCACACAGCAGCUAGUGACUUUGCUGGAGCAGGAGGGUAUCAUACCGCGUUCGCUGCGUGAUGUUGACUUGUUACCGGAGCUGUAUCCCAGCGAAGCCAACGAGUCGCAGGAACUGGUCAAGGAGGCCGAGUCACUGCAGUCGCUGGAGAUUAGCACUGUGGAGCUGCAGUGGGUGCAGGUGCUGGCCGAAGGCUGGGCGUAUCCGCUGCGUGGUUUCAUGCGUGAGGAUGAGUAUCUGCAGACACUACAUUUUAACACGCUGCAAAGCGGUCUGGAUGCCUCGUACCGCGAGAAUCAUUCGGUGCCCAUUGUACUUAGCGCCAGCGCCGAGGACAAGCAACGUUUAGAUGGCGUCUCGGCGAUAACGCUCAAGCACGAGGGCAAGGCAGUGGCCAUACUGCGUCGUCCGGAGUUUUACUUCCAGCGCAAGGAGGAGCGUCUUGCGCGCCAGUUUGGCACCAGCAAUGCCAAUCAUCCGUACAGCAAGAUGGUCUACGAGUCCGGCGAUUAUUUGGUCGGUGGUGAACUGUCAGUCAUUGAGCGCAUCCGCUGGCGCGAUGGGUUGGACCAAUAUCGCCUGACGCCCAACGAGCUGCGUGACAAGUUCAAGGAGCUCAAUGCGGAUGCCAUUUUCGCCUUUCAGCUGCGUAAUCCCAUACACAACGGGCACGCGCUUCUCAUGCAGGACACCAAACGCCAGCUGCUCGAGCGUGGCUUUAAGCAGCCCGUGCUGCUUCUGCAUCCGCUGGGCGGUUGGACAAAGGACGAUGAUGUACCGCUGCAGGUGCGCAUGGCACAACAUCAGGCUGUGCUCGACUCAGGCGUGCUCCGACGCGAGGACACCGUGCUGGCCAUCUUCCCCUCGCCCAUGAUGUAUGCUGGGCCAACGGAGGUGCAGUGGCAUGCCAAGGCUCGCAUGAAUGCGGGCGCCAAUUUUUAUAUUGUGGGCCGUGAUCCGGCCGGCAUGCCGCAUCCGGACAAGCAGGCAUAUCCCGAUGGUAAUCUCUACGAUGCUACGCAUGGCGCACGUGUGCUCAAGAUGGCACAAGGCCUGGACAGCAUGGAGAUUCUGCCGUUCCGCGUGGCUGCCUAUGACAAGACAGCUACUGCCAUGGCCUUCUUUGAUCCGCAGCGCAAGGAUGAUUUUGAGUUUAUAUCUGGUACCAAGAUGCGCACCUUGGCCAAGACAGGUGCCAGUCCACCUGAUGGCUUUAUGGAGCCGCAGGCCUGGAAGAUACUCGCUACCUACUAUCAGAACCUGCCGCAGGCGUAACCCCCGGUCCAAAAUCCGACGACAGGGAUAACCCCGCACAAGUCUUAGUGCAAUUCAACUAGCAAUGCUUAGCUAAAGCGUAUUUGAAGCUUUUAAUUCCACACUCUUUAUCCUUAUAUACUUACCUAUGUUAAGUACAACGUGCUAUGUCCAAAUGCUUAAGUUCUUGAUUUAUCGCUUCAAUUUCAAUCGUCCUUUUUUGUAUUUAUGUGUGUGUCAGUGUUUGUGUGCGUGUGAAAUUGUAAUUAUACAACAAAAGCCUAUAUUUAAGCUGUUCCAAUCUGUGUUUAUCCAAAUCUAAACAUUUUAUACUAUCUUUUGUAUCUAACACAAUAAAUUUUUAAUCUAUGCAUUUAAAUGAAU